GGGCGGAGCGCCCCGGGCGCCGGCCGGUGUCGGGCCCGGCGCUCCGCGGCCUCCCGGCAGCGGCGCGUCGGUGGCCCGGUCAGUAUCGGCCCUGCAGAGCCGCCGGCUGGACGCGCUGCACGUGCUCCCCGCCAGGACAGCCCUCCGCCGCCGAGAUCCACCUGCAGCAGACCGGUGACCCUUCGAGACUCCCCACUGGUUACCAACUUCCAGUCAACUCACCGCCCCUGUCAUGGCCGGCCGACGUCAGCAGGGCCGCAGCCGCGUGCGGCUGGAAGACCCGAUCCCCGAGAUGGAACAAGAGCAGCAGUCGCUUCUGUCGGAUGACGCCGGUCGCCCCCGACCCACCAUCGUGCCCGCAGGGGCCGUGGGUCGGAGUCCCCAGCGGCCGUCCGGAGCCCGCCAGCCGCCGCCACUGCAACGAUCCACGUCCACGCCGUACAGCCGCUAUGCCGCCUCCAACGACGCCCUCGAGGAGAUGGACAAAGUGUUCGGCGACACGGAGCGCGAGGUGUUCAAGACGCUGGUGAAGGCUGACGAGCCCGAGCCCAAGCUGCCCAAACGCUACUCCGAGGACGACUUCCAAGGCCACUUCAAGGAGAACCAGUUCGCUCGACCUCACGACGUCCUGAAACAUGGCAAGAAGAAGAAGAAGAGUCACGGCAGUGCCGCCGACGCCAAGGAUGGCGCCGCCGGUGAUACGGCCAUCUCCAUUCCGGAGGAGCAGCAGGCGGAGUCGGUCGGCGCCGAGGCGCCCACCGAGCCGCCGCCGGCGACCCCGUCCACCGACGAGCCGAGCACGCCGCCCGUCACCGACGAGGCGCCGUCUGCCGAGCCGGCGGCGCCCAAGUCGACCGGCCUCGCUGACGCUCCGGUGGUGGAUCAGAGAGCCGCCUACGUGCCCGACUCAGAUGAAACAGAUGUCACCAACAGGGUCAAGUUUGAAGUCGGCCCGGACGAGGACGUUGAGGAGGACUCCCGGCCGGGCUCGGCGCAGGGGAUGCGCGACCCGGAGGGCCAGCGUCACCGGCGUCAUCACCACCACCACCAUCACCACCGUCAGCACGUCAGCGAGCAGCCGGCCGGCGGCGCCGCCGGCGGAAAACCCGACAACGGACAGCUGCGCAUCGACGACAUCAACAGUCACCGGUACGAGAGCAAGGGCGGCCACCGGCGCCACAAGGUGACUCGCAAGAAAGACGACAAGACCAUCUCGAACGUGGUCCACCUGGGCGACGUCAACACCGGACAGACGAUGCUGCUCGGCAAAAAGACCUACGACCACACGCCUCAUGACAUGUUUGUCGAGAUGGACGAGCUGAUGGCCACCGAGAAGGACCUCGAGUGGCAGGAGACGGCACGCUGGAUCAAAUACGAGGAGGACGUGGAGCAGGGCGGCAACCGCUGGGGCCGCCCCCACCUGGCUGCGCUAUCCUUCCUCAGCCUGAUGAACCUCCGACGCUGCCUGGAGAGAGGCGCUCUGCUGCUGGACGUGGAGGAGCACGACUCUGUGGCCAUCAGCCACCGGAUCGCCACCCAGCUGGUCACAGAGGACCAGAUCCAGCAGCAGGACUUUGGCUCCGUGAUGCGCACUCUGCUGCUGCGCCGGCAGCACGUGGGCGACCACCAGGGCGGCCUCGGCCUGCGCAACCACUUCCAGUCGCGCAACCUCUCCAAACUCACCAUGCAGAGUCUGGCCGACAUGCGCAACAGCUCUCACCGCUCGCUCUCCGAGAUGGAGAAGAAGGACAACAGUCAGCCGUCCAUGGCGGGCAUGGCCGGAAACCUGUCCCGGCAGAACUCGGUGGGCGGUGAGAGUAUGACGGCCGAGCAGGAGCUGCACCGGUUCCUGGCGCAUCAGUCGAUCCUGCGCCGCAUGGCGCCCGGCACAGAGGUGUUCAGCGUGAACGUCGGACGCGUCGACUGGGCCACCAAACCGGUGGCUGCGUUUGUCCGGCUCGCCGAGGGAACGUUCCUGCCGGGAAUCACGGAGAUGCCGCUGCCUGUGCGUUUCAUCUUCUUCCUGGUGGGUCCGAACGACUCUGAGGAAGACCUGCACGAGACAGGACGCGCCUUCGCCACGCUCAUGUCCAGCCCGUCGUUCCACGAGGCGGCCUACAAGGCCGAGAGCCGCUCGGACCUGAUGUGGGCCUUCAAGGAGUUCCUGGACGACACGCUGGUGCUGCCACCUAUCGACUGGACGGCCAACCCGGACGUGUUGGAUGUCAGGGAGCUGCAGCAGCGCUCCCGCGACAUCCAGGACCGAAAGCGCGCCAAAAUGGACCUGGAGGAGCGCAUGUCUGAGCUGCCGGGCGCGGCGGCGGCCGGCGGCCUGCCCCGCCGCGGCAGCGCCAACCUGCAGAACGCCGACCAGGGCGACCCCAUAAUGCCGCCGGACGACCCGCUCAUCAGACAGGGCCGCCCGUUCGCCGGCUUCAUCAGAGACGUGAAGCGCAGGUACCCGUGGUACCUUUCCGACUUCAAGGACGGUGUGAACGGAGCUGUGCUCUCGUCUGCCUUCUUCAUCUUCUUCGCCGCGCUCGCCGGCGCCAUCACAUUCGGAGGACUCAUGAUGGACAAGACUAAGCUGGAGAUUGGUAUUUCGGAGACGAUCAUAUCGACGGCCAUCUCGGGUGUGGUCUUUGCCCUGUUCUCGUGCCAGCCGCUCAUCAUUGUCGGAACGACCGGACCCGUGCUGCUCUUCGAUGAGGCCCUCUAUCAGUUCGCCAACUCGAACGGCCUGGAGUUCCUGCCGAUGCGCGUCUGGAUCGCCAUCUGGAUGCUGCUCAUCAGUCUGAUCGUGGUGGCGCUCGAGGGCUCCGUGCUGGUACGCAAGUUCACCCGCUUCACCACCGAGAUCUUCUCGUCGCUCGUCUCCAUCCUCUUCAUCUUCGAGUCACUCUCCAAACUGGCCACGGUGUUCAACACUCACCCUCUGCUGGCCAACUACUGCGACGAGCCGCUGUUCCUGGGCUCACUGCACCUGAUCGCUGCUGAGCUCGGCCUGGAUUUCAGUAACGGCACGGAGAUGGCCGACAACUCGACCGUCACCGGGGCAGAGAACGCCACCGACGCCGCCAUGGGUAACGCCACCAGCGCCCCGACGGACGCGCCGCUGCUGGAGCCGCACUACCAGCCCAACACGGCGCUGCUCUCGCUGCUGCUCAUGUUCGGCACGUUCGCCAUCGCCAACUACCUGAGACACUUCCGCAACAGCAAGUUCUUGGGCCGCCGCGUGCGCCGCAUGUUGGGCGACUUCGGAGUGCCGAUCGCCAUCCUGCUGAUGGUCGGAGUCGACCUGCUGGUGCCCCAGGUGUACACUCAGCAUCUUCAGGUGCCGCCCGGCCUGACACCGUCCAACCCGGCUCUGCGCGACUGGUUCAUCUCGCCCCUCGGCCUGCACGAGCGCACCUCGUGGGUGGCCAUCGUGGGCGCUCUGCCGGCCGCCGGCCUCAUCUUCAUCGUCAUCUACAUGGAGACCAUGGUGUGCGAGCUCAUCAUGGCCAAACCGGAGCGCAACCUGCAGAAGGGCACCGGCUUCCACUUUGACAUUGUGCUGCUGUCGGCUCUGAACCUGAUGUGUUCCCUGAUCGGCGCCCCGUGGAUGUGCGCGGCCACCAUCCGUUCCGUGAGCCACGCGGCCGCGCUGACUGUGCUCUCCACCAACUACGCUCCCGGAGAGAAGCCGGCAGUGGUGGGCGUGCACGAGCAGCGGCUGUCGGCGCUGAUCGUCUCCGUCCUGCUCGGCCUGUCCGUGGUGCUGAGCUCUGUGCUGAAACAGAUCCCCGUGGCGGUGGUGUUCGGCGUGUUCAUGUACAUGGGAGUGAGCUCCAUGACCGGCGUGCAGAUGCUGGAGCGCGUGGUGCUCUUCCUGAAGCCGGUCAAACAUCACGACAAGGCCGGAUACGUCAAGCGGGUUCGCACGUGGCGUAUGCACCUGUUCACCGUGAUCCAGCUGAUCUGCCUGGGAUUCCUGCUGGGCAUCAAGUUCACGCCGGCCGCCAUCGGCUUCCCCUUCUUCCUGGCCAUGCUGAUUCCGCUGAGGCUGCUUGUGCUGCCGAAAAUCUUCACCGAGGCAGAGAUCAACGCGCUGGACGGUGACGGUGCCGAUGACGACGACGAAGAGGAUGCCGACUUCUACGAGGAGGCUCACACCAUGCCGUCUCACACGUCCACGGCCAACCUGUUCAUCAACAGCAGCCUCCAGCUGCUGAGAGUGCAUUCCAACCUCGUCGGCGCCAAGGUGUGACGUCAUGGACAGCCGUAGUGUGACGUCACGGACUCUGACGGAGGGGUGUGACGUGACUGGAUGACGUCAGGGGUGUAAUGAGGCUGGAUGGAUGGAUGAGUGCUGAGGCCGGUCGCUGCUUUCGGAAGUAUUCUGGUGCCUUUGGCGAGUGACUUCUUCCCUUGUAUGGUUGAGAUUCAUGACUUGUGUGAAUAAGAGAAGUGAGUUGGAACGUUUCCCGCUCUGUGUGACGCUCACAAAUGACGAGAUUGUAACAGGCGUCACGUUUUCCUGUGUAGUACAUGUGACGCGUGACUUUACGUCACGCUCGUCGCUCGUCUCUGGGACGGCCUCAGCCAUAGAGUGUCACCGAGCGGUGAUUGAAGCCCCGAUCACUGUGAGCUCACGUGCCAGCGGGAUGGCGCCUUGUGUCCGCGGCCCCGACACUCCUAUGAAGCCAGUGCUGCACUGCUGCACGCGCCUGUGUUCCCGAUGUUCCACCAUGAGCUGCUUGGGGCUGGAUGGGUCAACGAUAGAUUGCUGAGAGGAGGGGCUGGCCAGGGGGCUGACAUUGUCUGUAAAUAUGUCGUAAUGUGUACCUGGUGUAUGUAGAUAUGAACUGAACGAUCGUCCUAACUCCACUGAGAUGUAUGUAGCGCGCUGAGAGAAGUUCAUAGAUUAACCAGGUGUAGAGAGGUGUGACCGUGGUGGUCCAGGGACUCAUUGCAUGACCCGUAGCCGCAGCUCCCGAAUGGACCAGAUAUAGCUAUAUUACUGUAUGACAUCCCGUCUCGUUUAUAUCGGUAGGGUAGCAGUUUGUACGCCGUUUUAACCGCAUGUUCUACACAUCAUAUCCAGUUCACUGUACGCUGUGACCUCCCUCCAUGAGCCCCUCUGGGCACUUUUGUAUGUUUUUACUCGUGGCGUGGUACGUGCAGGACCCAAGUAUUGUGACAGGGCGCUGGUGUCAGUUUCUUGUCGGAAUUUGAUGUAUAUGUGUAAGUGGAACCGUAUUGCCACUUGACACACACCCGUAUAAAUAUAAUUCGAUCUUUUUGACAACUGUGGCAUCUAUAGGACCGACAGAUACCUAUUUUUGAAAUCCGUAUAUCGAACUUCGACUUUGCACGGUGUUGUCAGGAACGGCGUGUUCUACGCUAAGGCAUGUGAUCGAAAAUGCUCCACUAGUGUAGCGUGAAGUAAGUUCUCUCUGAUGUUCUCUCUGAUGUUCGUGCGUCGUAAGGCCCGUAGCUUGCGUUAAACUGCAAGCUAAUUUGACCACUUUGCAUUUGUACAUAUUUAUAGGUCAUCAAUAUACUUUAGAGUAUA
Messenger RNA from Amphibalanus amphitrite, 5557 nucleotides. RefSeq names its product band 3 anion transport protein-like. Bases 233 to 4249 code for a protein of 1338 amino acids. The record is from RefSeq and is a predicted model, not a curated record. The transcript is spliced from 21 exons. NCBI's taxonomy places the organism in Eukaryota, Metazoa, Arthropoda, Thecostraca, Balanomorpha, Balanidae. Gene Ontology annotation, biological process: bicarbonate transport; transmembrane transport; monoatomic anion transport. Gene Ontology annotation, molecular function: solute:inorganic anion antiporter activity; monoatomic anion transmembrane transporter activity. Gene Ontology annotation, cellular component: plasma membrane.